UCUAGAUUUUUAAUUCUGGAUUGAAUACUAUAGGACCCACCAAAGCACAUUUAAGAAAAACUGGAGCGAUGGAGAAUUUUGACACUGAAGUCAAUGAUUCAGCUCAUGAGUUAAAUGUGAUGAGAGAAGAGGGAAGAGGAGUCUAUAGGAGGAGCAUCGAUGAUGGUGAUGCAGGGGAAGGGGUGGGCAGUGGUUUCAACGCUAUUGAUUCGUCUCCAGUUUUUCUGUUUGGCAAUCUUCUAAAUGAUUUAAGCUUAUGUGAGAAAGAAAUGGAAGGAGAUUUCGGAGUUUCAAAUCCAAUACAAUCGGGUGACAUAGUGGAGGUGGGAUGUUCAAAAAGUGUGGCUCAUGGAGAUUUCACUAACAGUAAAUCACAGUUGCGUCACAGUAAGGUCAAGCAACUUCAGAGGAGACUGCAAAUUCUUGAAGAAGAUACUGAAGCUACGAAGAAUGAAUUCUUUGCCUGUGUAGAUGAAUGCAACCAGCUGUUGAAUGAGGUAACCCAGAAGUUCUAUACUGUACACCAAUACCUAAGAAGUCCAAUGAUAGGAGAGGAGUGUGUUGAGGGAGCACUGAUCCUUGGCACUGAUAAGGGCAAAACCAUGAGGACUGGUCUGCUACAAGUUCUAUAUCAAGAGCCAAAUCCAUCUCUUGUUACUAGAAUUCAUAAAGCAGAUAUCUUCACUUUGCAGGGCCCUCCAGGAGGCAUGCAGAAAUUGUUAAAUCAGUGAGAUAUUAGCAUUGAAGAAACUUAUGGAGGACUGGACAGCUUGUGUCAAUUAUUUCAGAGUUCAAUUGAACCACAAGAACAUUGUUUCAAGUUUCUCUUUC
Molecule: messenger RNA, 831 nt
Organism: Telopea speciosissima
Lineage: Eukaryota; Viridiplantae; Streptophyta; Magnoliopsida; Proteales; Proteaceae
Exons: 2
Coding region: 69-731 (220 amino acids)
Source: RefSeq, a predicted model, not a curated record